This is a messenger RNA of Hyaloscypha bicolor E, 2150 nucleotides long. RefSeq names its product glycoside hydrolase family 27 protein. Gene Ontology annotation, biological process: carbohydrate metabolic process. The coding region runs from base 367 to 1923 and encodes 518 amino acids. Gene Ontology annotation, molecular function: alpha-galactosidase activity. NCBI's taxonomy places the organism in Eukaryota, Fungi, Ascomycota, Leotiomycetes, Helotiales, Hyaloscyphaceae. The record is from RefSeq and is a predicted model, not a curated record. The transcript has 5 exons.
GCCUCUUUCAACGCAGCAGGCAAGGAAAGGUAAGUUAAAUUACAGUCCAUUGGUGAAAGAACCUUAGUAUCCUCGCUUCUCCGAUUCAAAUAAUCACAUGCAGUUUGUUAUUCCGCCUUUCGAUCUCCACGGCAGUGUGUGAAAACCUACCAAUAGUGAGAAAGAUGGGGUCAAUGCAAGGGAAGUUCAAGUGGAUCCAUCCCACUCCAGCAGAGCUUCCACGUUGGGGGAGCUUCUGAUCCUCUCCAUUGCGUAUUUUCUUCCAUCCUGUGCUAUCAGUUCUGCAAGAUCUCUACAACAGGACGUUCAGAUUCUUUGCUUUCCUUCUUCCAAUUUCCAUUUUGCUUCAAUUCCACUGCGCACGGUAUGGCAUCACUGAGCGUUUCCGUCAUUGUAGGACUUCUCGUUGGCAGCACCAUUGGUGUCAAUAACGGUCUCGCAAGAACGCCUCAAAUAGGGUGGGUAAGUUCCAAGAAGCCCAAAUAUCCUCUCGUCUGUUCCAAUCCAUCCCAUGGCUGCGCUGACACGCUCGAGAAUAAUUGGAAUUCUUUAGGCUGCGAUGUAUCCGACUCAUUGCUCCUCGACACAUCCGACAAGCUCGUCAGCUCUGGCCUCCGGGACGUAGGUUACACAUACGUUGUUCUAGAUGACUGCUGGUCGGCCGGACGUAGAGACUCAGACCAAUGGCUCCUUGCAGAUCGGAAGAAGUUUCCUCGCGGUAUGAAAGCGGUGGCUGAUGACAUUCACGCUCUUGGGUUACUUUUCGGGAUGUAUUCCAGUGCUGGGGAGAUGACGUGUGCGAGGUUUGCUGGCUCGUUGGAUUUCGAGAGUCAGGAUGCGCAGGCAUUCGCAUCGUGGGGUGUGGAUUAUCUGAAAUAUGACAACUGCUAUCAUAUGGGCAGGUUUGGCACGCCCCAGAUAUCGUACAAUCGAUACGAUGUAAUGUGGAAAGCUCUGAAUGCCACAGGAAGACCUAUAUUGUAUAGCUUAUCCAACUGGGGAGAAGAUUAUGUCCACACGUGGGGAAUGUCUCUUGCAAAUUCGUGGAGAAUGUCGGGCGACAUAUACGAUGCGUUCACUAGGCCAGACGCACUUUGCAGUUGUGGUGAUGCGAAAGAUCCGCAUUGCAUUGCACCAGGCACUCACUGCUCUGUUUUGAGCAUAAUGAACCGAGUCUCCGCAUUCUCAGAUCGUGCACAGCCCGGAGGCUGGAACGAUCUUGAUAUGCUCGAAGUGGGAAAUGGAGGCAUGACAGAUGAUGAGUACAAAGCGCAUUUCUCCAUGUGGGCUGCAUUAAAGUCGCCAUUGCUCAUGGGCCAUGAUCUGCGUACAAUGUCCCCAACAACUCUCACGAUACUCAACAAUCCAGCAAUCAUUGCAAUAAGCCAAGAUCCACUUGGCCUCGCUGUUAAUCUCGCACUUCGCGAUACGAAUGUCAAGAAAGACAAGUAUGGAAUGGGCGAGACACAUUUGUGGACUGGCCAGCUCGCCGGCGGGGAUCAAGUCGUAAUUCUGUUCAAUGCUGCAGACCAAGACAUCCACAUGUCUGCAUCGCUGGAAGAAAUAUUCUACUAUGAAGGGCCAGAAGGUUCAGCGCCACAGGCAAAGCAAGCUUGGGAUGUGUAUGAUUUGUGGGCGGGGAGGAUGGACAUCGAAACGGCGCAGAAGAUUCUCGUUGAUGACGAUGACUUGCGGUCCCGUGAGCAACUUUUGAAGGAGGCGAAUUGGUACAAUUCUAGUGCGAUGAGCUAUAAGGAAGGCCUGAAAUCCGGAGACCCAAGACUCUUGGGGAAGAAAACUUCAUCUAUUGCGGCAGGUGGGACCUUGAGUGUGCUGGUUAAGAGACACUCUGCAGAAGCUUUCCGUUUGAGAAAUCCAGGGGAAAAGACAGCGAGGUAUUCUAUGGCGAAAGAUGAGCUAUAGCUCCGAGUCGGACGUAAUGCAGACACGAAGGAAUAAGACUAGACGUUAUAGAAGCUAGGCGAGAUGCGAUAAAGGGCGUCUGGCGUUCCUGCUAUUCUGUCAAUGCACUCCUUGACUUGAGCACUACGCAAAGAACACUAGAACCAAUUUGGAAGCCUUCUUGCCAAGAUCUUGAAGUUCGAAUGACGCAAUAAAGUGAUGAACAUGAUGCUGUUGAUGGAGUAUUC